Molecule: messenger RNA, 1349 nt
Organism: Myripristis murdjan (pinecone soldierfish)
Lineage: Eukaryota; Metazoa; Chordata; Actinopteri; Holocentriformes; Holocentridae
Product: extensin-like
Exons: 4
Coding region: 60-1229 (389 amino acids)
Source: RefSeq, a predicted model, not a curated record
AGUUUUUUCCUUGAUUGCAAGCAGAGUGCUUUCCAUCUGAUUUAGGUGUGUUGUUUAGUAUGGCAUCUGAGAAUGGAGGGAAACGCAGUUCACGCUGGACUGCAGCAGUUGUAUUUCUUGUGUUUGCUUUGGCACCAUGUCUACCUUGUUUUAGCUUGAGAGCGUUGGGUAAGAAACAAGUCAAUGCAGUUAGGACGGGAAGGAUUCUCUUUAAUGGGAAGGAUCUUAAUCUACUGUCAAAAACUGCCUCUGGGGAAGAUGAAACCACUUACCAAGCAGAUGAUCCAGGUCAGUCCAAAGGGCAAUUCAAAGAUAUGACUUCCACUGAAUUAGCAUGGAAGCGCAUGUCUCCCUCAUUGCAGUGCAGCGAGGAUCACAUGAAGCUCCGAACAUCGGGACCAGGAGCCUCACAGUUUAUGCUGGACCGAGGAAGUGCACCUCCAGUAUCUCUUAACCAAGUUCCUCCAUCCUGUGGAUACAACAUGCGUAGUAACUCCCUCGGCCUUGCUAUGGCGGUUCCUUACAAUGGCUGCAAUAUGAUGCAAGAGAAUGGAGGUUAUGUUCUGCCAAUGCUCUGGCAAGGAAUUCCAGUCUCACUCUCGUGUCCUGUACCCGCAACCUCUGUGGCUCCGACCGCUGCCCCGAAACCACAAAUGCCUCAGACACAGUGGUAUCCUCCUUCACAUCAACAGAUGCCCCAGAUGCAUGAGAUGCCCCAGAAGCCUGAGAUGCCCCAGAAGCCCGGGUUGCCCCAGAUGCAUGAGGUGCCCGGGUUGCCCCAGAUGCCUCAUCCGGUGCUCCAGCCCAGAGCAAGUGGUCAUUCGCCAGCUGGAUUCAAGUUUCCUUCUCCAUUCCACUUUACACCUCACGGGUAUUAUCAUCACCAUUUUCCUUUUGCACCUGUCACUACUACUACAAAGGCCACGACCACACGGAAACCUAUUUUCCCCCCGUUUCCAUUUUACCAUCUCUAUCCACCUUACCAUUAUCACAUUACUGCCCCUACUCCACCCACAACUACAACUCAAACUACAAAGCCACCAAUCCCCUUCCAUGGCCAUUUCUUUCCUCCCUUUCCGCCACAUCCCAUGUUCUGGCCUUUCCCACACUUUCACCCAACAACCAAGCCCACGACCACACAAACAACAACAACAACCCGAGCUCCAAUAUUUCCACCUUUUUUCAAUUUCUUCCCUCCAUUUGGGGCUCCUGUUUUUCCCAGGCUUUAAUGCCUUUAUUCUUCCAACAACAAAAACCACUAAGACUUCUGCAUGAGCCCUACUAAGCUUGUUUCCAGCUGAUGUAUUUCUAGUGUCACUGUACUAAUAAAAUAUAUUAUGCAACAACUA